Messenger RNA from Vicia villosa (hairy vetch), 1342 nucleotides. Its product is annotated as thermospermine synthase ACAULIS5. The record is from RefSeq and is a predicted model, not a curated record. Lineage: Eukaryota; Viridiplantae; Streptophyta; Magnoliopsida; Fabales; Fabaceae. Bases 73 to 1089 code for a protein of 338 amino acids. Gene Ontology annotation, biological process: polyamine biosynthetic process. The transcript has 10 exons. Gene Ontology annotation, molecular function: thermospermine synthase activity.
GCCACAAUCCACACUGCACUUCCUCAUUUGUUUCUCUCAUUCAUUCAUUCAUCUUUCUUUUAUUUUCCAACCAUGGGAGUGGUUUUUUCAAAGACAAAAACCAUGGGAGAACUAAAACAAAACCAUGUCAACAACAACAACAACGUUGUUGAUCAUGAUGAUGAUGAUUCCACAUGGUACGAGGAAGUUAUUGAUGAAGAUCUCAAAUGGUCUUUUAAACUCAACAGUGUGCUGCAUAAAGCUAUUAGUGAAUACCAGGACAUUGCUCUGAUAGAUACAAAGCGUUUUGGAAAGGCUUUGAUGCUUGAUGGGAAGAUGCAGAGUUCUGAAGCUGAUGAAUUUAUUUAUCAUGAAUGCUUGAUUCAUCCUCCUCUUUUAUGUCAUCCCAACCCCAAAAUAGUGUAUAUUAUGGGAGGUGGUGAAGGUUCUUCAGCUAGGGAAGCUCUGAAACACAAGUCAAUGGAGAAAGUGGUUAUGUGUGAUAUUGACAAGGAAGUGGUAGAUUUCUGUAAAAAAUACCUUGUUGCAAAUAGGGAGGCAUUUGCUGACAAUAAGCUUGAUCUUGUCAUCAAUUGUGCCAAAGCUGAGUUGGAGAAGAGAAAUGAAAAGUAUGAUGUAAUUGUUGGAGAUUUGGCUGACCCACUUGAAGAUGGGCCUUGCUAUCAACUCUAUACUAAGGACUUUUAUGAGAAUGUGGUGAAGCCCAAACUCAAUAAAAAUGGAAUUUUUGUGACUCAGGCUGGACCAGCAGGUAUCUUCUCACACAAAGAGGUCUUCACCUCUAUUCAUAACACCAUAAAACAGGUCUUCAAAUAUGUGGUGGCAUAUUCAACUCAUGUACCAUCAUUUGCUGAUUCAUGGGGAUGGGUUAUGGCUUCAGACCAACCAAUAUUGAUUGAUGCUGUGGAAAUGGACAAAAGAAUUGAAACAAGAAUCAAUGGAAAAUUGCUCUAUUUAGAUGGUGUUUGGUUCCAUUCAUCUACCAUCAUGAAUAAGACCGUCUCCAAAUCGCUGCAGAAUGAAACUCAUGUGUACACUGAAGAUAAUGCUAGAUUUAUUCCUGGACAUGGCAUAGCUGUUCGUAACUAAAAGAAAUGAAAUCACUCUUGCAUGCUCUCACCUCAAAAGUGUUGCACAACAUCAUAGUACAGAUUUGACUCUAAAGUUUAAUCUGUAGGAUGAUUCAGUUUAUGUAAUACAUGCAUGUUUUCUUUAAUUUGCAUAUGGUGUCAGAGUGUGUGUAUAUGAAUUUUCUGUACAGUUCAGACUCAAUAAAGCAUGACUACAUAGUUAGAUUGCUAUAUCAAGUAAUUAAUAAAAUAGUUCCCAAUUGUUUCAUCAA